This is a messenger RNA of Chlorella variabilis, 2114 nucleotides long. RefSeq lists its product as hypothetical. Gene Ontology annotation, biological process: L-glutamate catabolic process. Lineage: Eukaryota; Viridiplantae; Chlorophyta; Trebouxiophyceae; Chlorellales; Chlorellaceae. The record is from RefSeq and is a predicted model, not a curated record. The coding region runs from base 128 to 1495 and encodes 455 amino acids. Gene Ontology annotation, cellular component: mitochondrion. Gene Ontology annotation, molecular function: L-glutamate dehydrogenase (NAD+) activity. The transcript is spliced from 11 exons.
UGACAUUCUGGGCUGCACUAGAGCACUCGGCAGCCUCGUUCCCCUCUUUGCCGGGCGGCGGAAAAGUCUUCCGCCUGUCAAACCACCCCCCCGCCAGCGUUGGCAUUCCCUAUCUGCAGCAGCAUCAAUGGCUCUUGCGCUUGGCAGGCUGCAGGGCGCCGGGCUGUCACGGUUGUUGCCGUCGGUGGCAGCUGGGCUGGAGACCUGCGGCGCCCGCAGGGCCACGGAUGGCGCAGAGCUGCACCAGCGGCGCACCAAGAUGUCGCACUCGGAGGCCACCAACUUCUACAUCAAUGAGGCCCUGGAGCACCUGGAGUACCCCAAGCGCCUGCGCAAGCUGCUGCUCACCCCGGAGCGGGAGGUGGCGGUGGAGCUGGCGCUGCUGCGGGACAAUGGCGAGGUGGCCACCUUCAACGCCUACCGCGUGCAGCACGACAACAGCCGCGGGCCCUACAAGGGCGGCCUGCGGUUCCAUCCUGACGUUGAUCUGGACGACGUGCGCAGCCUGGCCUCCCUCAUGACCUGGAAGACGGCGGUGAUGGACAUCCCCUUUGGCGGCGCCAAGGGCGGCGUGUGUGUGGACCCUCGUGACCUCAGCGAGCGGGAGCUGGAGAUCCUGACCCGCAAGCUGGUGCAGGCGCUGCGGCCCAUCCUGGGCACUUAUGAGGACAUCCCCGCCCCCGACAUGAACACGGGGGCCCGCGAGAUGGCCUGGAUCUUUGACGAGUACACCAAGUUCGCCGGCUUCUCCCCGGGCAUCGUCACCGGCAAGCCCGUGUGGCUGCACGGCUCGCUGGGCCGCGAGGCGGCCACCGGGCGCGGCACCGUCUUUGCCAUCCGGGAGCUGUUCAAGGCUCAGGGGCUGGGAGAGAUCAAGAACAAGAGCUUUGUGAUCCAGGGCUUUGGCAACGUGGGCUCCUGGGCGGCCCAGAUCCUUUACGAGAUGGGCGGCCGUGUGGUGGCGGUGGCCGACGCCUUUGGCGCUGUGGCCAACGAGCACGGCCUGGAGGUGCCCGAGCUGCGGCGCCACCUGGCGGACAGGCACAGCCUGGCCUCCUUCUCCGGCGGCGUGGUGCUGCCCAAGGAAGCCAUCCUCACCGUGCCCUGCGACGUCCUCAUCCCCGCCGCCAUCGGAGGCGUCAUCACAGAGGAGAAUGCGGCAGACCUGCAGUGCAAGAUCGUGGUGGAGGCGGCCAACGGCCCCACCACGCCCGAGGCGGACCAGAUCCUGCGCCAGCGGGGCGUGACCGUGCUGCCCGACAUCUACACCAACGGCGGCGGCGUCACCGUGUCCUUCUUCGAGUGGGUGCAGAACCUGCAGAACUUCAAGUGGAGCGAGGAGGAGGUGAACAGCAAGCUGGACAGAGUCAUGGUGGAGGCGUUCCAGGGCAUCUGGGAGCUGCACACCGAGGACAAGAUCCCGCUGCGGGUGGCGGCAUUUGUCAAGGCGCUGCAGAGGGUGACGCGCGCCCGUGUGCACCGCGGCUUUGACUGAGGCCGCGGGCCCGUGCUAGCCAGGCAGGCCGCCGCCGCCGCCGCCCGCUUGGUUCCAGCCGCUGCCGCUGGGAGUGGCUGCCAGUGCUGGGCUCCUGGCGGCGGCCAGCAGUACCAAACUUAGUCAGGCCACACCCUGCUUUUGUUUCGCUAGCUCUCGUGCUUGCUCGCCUCCUCGAUUCCCACCUCCCUCUAUUCACCUCUCUCGCAACUGAAAUGUGCUCUGAUGCUGGCGCGCCCCGUUGUUCGCUGCUCUGCACUGCUUCUCACUCCCCAGGCUAUCCCGUAUUUUUUUCCAAUCCAUUUGGACGGUCGGCAGGCUGCCGUGGAACAACCAUCGUAAGGAAAGCAGCAUGCGAGGAGCACUGCUUGACCGAAUCACAGCGUGCCGUUGAGCCAGGCCAGGCGGUUGUCGCCCGCGGUGCCGCUCGGCUCAAAGCCUUGAGGCCCAUCCCCAAACAGGUGGCACCUCUUGUGGGCCUCCUCUACCGGCGCCAGCGUAUCGGCGCUGCCCAGCUUGGGCACCGCCCCUAGGAACAGCACCGGCCAGUCGGCAAACGCUGCCGCCGCCUCCACCACCGCCUCUGCGUCAGGCACCUCGACCUCGGGCUGCGGCGCGG